Molecule: messenger RNA, 2463 nt
Organism: Cajanus cajan (pigeon pea)
Lineage: Eukaryota; Viridiplantae; Streptophyta; Magnoliopsida; Fabales; Fabaceae
Source: RefSeq, a predicted model, not a curated record
UUGACCCUGCUUCUGUUCAUAGGUAGAGAGAGAGAGAGAAAAGAUAGUAGCUAGCAGGCAUAUAUGAAUGAUGAUCAUAGCAUGGAGGUCAUCAUCAUCUCUAUCUGUUCUUCUAUUUCUGAGGAAAUAUAUCUCAUCUUUCUUCCUAGGUUGAUUUUCAUGGUUCCCUCAUCAAGAGCACAACACUGAGCAAAACCAUCUCCCACUUCUUCUCAUCAAUUUGCAUCCACACAUCACCACCACUUUGAUCCCUAACCUUCUUAUUCUACUUAUCUUCCUCUAAGUUUUUAACUCAGUUCUAGAGGAGGGAUAUAUUCUGAGUUGUAUUGUGGGAUGGAUAACCAACCUUGAUGAUAACACAUCCAAGGUCGACACAGAUUAACAAGACCUGAAAGCAAUACUCGAGGUUAAUUAUUUUCAUGGCUCGAGAAUUGUGUGAAGAAAAAUCCAAGGACAUGGCUUCAUCAACGGGGUUCUUCUACUCUGAUGUGUCAUCAAAUAACCCAACGCAUCUGAUGAACCACAUCCAAGGCUUUGUCACCGACCCAGAAAUGUUCAAUCUCACUACCGGCAUGGAGAUGAUAGGGUUUUCCAAGAAUCUUCAGCCACACAGUAGUGAAAGCAACGGUGCCAUGUGGAAAAGUUUCUUCGGAAAACCAGGUCAACACGCAGGUCCUUCCUCUUCCAAAACGAUGAACGAGUCUUCCAGCAAUUAUUAUAACCAUCAUGAGUAUAAUAGUAAUAAUAAUAAUAAUAAGCAAGAUUUCACAUCAGGGAUUUCCGAGACAAGUAGCGAGAACUUAAUCGUGGGUGGUGGCCAUGAUUCUUCUGCCCCGUGGCAAGAGAACAGGUUAAUGGUCGAUGAUUCUUCUUUAAGGUGCGUAUUCCCUUGUGAAGGUAACGAAAGGCCUAGUCAAGGCCUUUCACUCUCUCUUAGUUCAACCAACCCAUCAAGCAUCGGGUUGCAAUCUUUUGAGCUGAGACAAACAAGCCAUCAGCAGCAUCUUUCUGAUUUUGUUUCGAGAGAGGGGAUGUUUGGAAAAUCAGUGACCGCUCAACAACAACAACAACAAAUGUUGCAAGAUGGGUAUUUGAGUACCAAUUCCAAAGCUGUGAAUAUUUAUCAGGGACAUUUUCUAAUCAAGAACUCCAAGUUCUUGGUUCCUGCUCAGGAGCUUCUGAACGAGUUUUGUAGUCUAGGAACAAAGGAAAAUGAUGUAGCAAAGAUAAAGAACAAGCAGUGGGAAGAGGGUGGUGGUGGUUCCUCAAAGAACCAUUCUCUUAGCUCUUUAGAGUUCGUGGAACUGCAGAAGAGAAAAACAAGGCUCCUCUCGUUGCUGGAAGAGGUUGAUAGAAGAUACAAGCACUAUUGUAACCAAAUGAAGGCUGUGGUCUCCUCCUUUGAAGCAGUGGCGGGUAAUGGGGCAGCCACAGUUUACUCAGCCUUGGCUUUGAAAGCCAUGUCUAGACAUUUCAGGUGUUUGAAGGAUGGAAUCAUGGAUCAAAUUCAAGCCACGAGAAAAGCCAUGGGAGAGAAAGAUCCCGUUGCACCAGGCACAACAAGGGGCGAAACACCAAGGCUUCGAAUCAUUGACCAAUCACUCAGACAACAAAGGGCCUUUCAGCAAAUUAGCAUGAUGGAAACUCAUCCUUGGAGACCCCAACGUGGCCUUCCCGAACGUUCCGUUUCAGUGCUUCGGGCUUGGCUUUUCGAGCACUUUCUCCACCCGUACCCAAGCGAUGUUGAUAAACACAUUCUAGCCCGCCAAACCGGCCUCUCCAGAAGCCAGGUUUCGAAUUGGUUUAUUAACGCGAGGGUGAGGCUGUGGAAGCCGAUGGUGGAGGAGAUGUACAUGGAAGAAGAGAAGGAGCAACAAAACGACGUAGCAUUAGGAUCGUCGGAGAAUAUUCCCGAAGAGGAUCAAAAGGCGUCAGAUGAGAAGCCAACGCAGGGUCGACUCAUUCGAAUCGACUCAGAGUGCGUGUCGUCCAUCGUAAACAACCAAAACGACACGAAGAGCGGCAAAAGCGUCCAAAACGACGAGCGAAUGAAUAAUAAUGCGGAGACGUUCGGGUGUGUGGAGCUGAACUUUUCGUCUUACACACACGAGUCCUCCUCCGGUGGUGGCGUGUCGUUGACGCUAGGGUUACAGCAGCACGGUGAAAGCGGGGUGAGUUUAGCGUUCCCAGCAGCGACACAGUUCUACGCACGGGAUCCGAUUGAAGAGUGUCAAACAGUUCAGUACUCUCUUUUGGACGGCGAAGGACAAAACAUGCCGUAUAGAAAUCUCAUGGGGACACACUUGCUUCAUGAUUUGGUAUGAUAUCAUAUCAUAUCAUAUACAACCAAAUUAAAUAUUUAUAUUCAAUCAUCCAGGACGUUGUUCCAUAUAUUUACAACAUGCUAUAACAUUUCAUCCCCGCUCAAAUUAAUUAUACUAUAAAGCUUAGUUUUUAGUUUUA